Messenger RNA from Pocillopora meandrina, 547 nucleotides. The record is from the annotation of a GenBank genome assembly. Lineage: Eukaryota; Metazoa; Cnidaria; Anthozoa; Scleractinia; Pocilloporidae.
AUGCAAAUGGCGAUCUUUGGGAAGGAGCCAACCAAAGCCUGUGAGUGGCGUAUCAGAGUUUAUCUGAUAGAUGAUUCCGUUCAAGGUAACACAUUUACUCCUGAUCUGUAUUCCACCAAUUUUUUUUCUAUAGGAAUAAAGGUUAAGUCAAAAGAAAAAAAGAAGAAAAACUAAAGAAGAAAAGAAAGAUUAUUGCCUCAAUGAUCCUACUGAAAUAUUUCAUCCUCUUCUUGAAUCACUCUUUUGAAUUUUUCUGUCAUUUUUCUCCUAAGUUAGUUUGCUCUUUGCUCGAAUAAGUUGUUUUAAUUUUUUUUGUACAUCUUUGUUUGACUUGUUUGUUUGUUUUUUUGUUUACGUUGUCGGUAAAGUCUGUUCACCUUUUCCCUUUUAUUCAAUUUUACAGCAGAUUUGCAAGGAAAGAGAAGAUGCAGAAAUGAAAUUUUUGACAACACUGUCCAGCUUGUUUGUAUCCAACAGUGAGCAGGAUAUCAGCAUAGAAGUUUCUGCCGUGGCAUCGGGGUGGCACAUCUCAGGGGAAAAUAUGAAA